AUAGCACCAAGAGAUCCAAAAAAUGAUCUCUUUGCAAUUUCAAGAGCAAUAAAUAAAUUUUCAAUGGAAUUUUAUGAGAAAUCAUUAGAGUCAGCAAAAGGUAAUUUUGUAUGUUCACCAUUAAGUGCUGCAGCUUUAUUAUCAAUGGCAGCUUAUGGUGCUCGUGGUACCACGGAACGCGAAAUGAAAUCCAAGAUACAUUUACCAGAAGAUGAUAUAGUCGGGCAAAAAGGUUUUAGACUACUUUUCGAGACUUUAGACCAAAUCAAUACGAUUGAUUACAAACAACUGCAGUAUAUAUUUACUGACGACUAUGUCGAAAUAAAUCCAGAUAUGAAUAAAAUGACAUCUCGCUACUUCCGAACGGUUCCACAAAAUGUCAAUUUUAAAGAUGCUAAAAAAGCUGCUAAAAUAAUUAAUGCGUGGUGUAAAAAGAAUACAAAUAAUACCAUUAAAGAUAUUGUUCAACCUGAUGACAUUACGGACGCGCUUUUGGUUCUCGUAAAUGCAAUUUACUUCAAAGGACGUUGGAAGUCACAAUUCAAAUCCGAACACACGAGCCUCAAACCAUUUUUCGUCGAUAAACACAAUUCUAAACUUGUGGAAAUGAUGUAUGAUUGUAAUGAGUAUAAUUUUGGAUUUAUAUCUGAUUCAAAGGAUUUUUAUGUUGAGAUCCCGUAUGAGACAAACGAUCCCAAUAGUUCACUGAGUAUGUUUAUAAUGCUCCCGUCUGAAGAUAAUUUUGAAAGCUGUCUUCAAGAGAUGAACUUCAAAGAAAUGCAUGACGAAAGAAAUAUCGAAAAAUUGGAACUGAUCAUGCCUAAAUUAAAACUUACAAGUACACUUGAUCUUCAGUCUACUUUAGAAAAAAUGGGAAUGCACGAAAUGUUUAGUGAUCGUGCUAAUUUUAGCGCUAUUAGCAAUAUACCACUAAAAAUUACUAAAAUUAAACAAAAAGCUUUCAUUGAAGUAAACGAAGUGGGAACAAAAGCCGCAGCUUCUACAGCGAUGGUUGGAAAAUUAAAAAGCGCAGGUUUAUUACGAUUAAUUAUCAAUAAACCAUUUCAUUGGGUGAUUGCACAUAUAGAAACAAAUACAAUACUUUUCGCAGGCUACGUCAGAGAUCCAACUUAUUAUUAAUCUAUUUAUUUGUGAGCUUUAAUUAGAAUAUUAUAAAUAGCAAGUACUGUAUAUUUUUGUUGUAUAAAAUUGUAAAUUUGGUAAUAAUAACUGUU
Messenger RNA from Microplitis demolitor, 1235 nucleotides. Its product is annotated as ovalbumin-related protein X-like. Bases 64 to 1140 code for a protein of 358 amino acids. Gene Ontology annotation, molecular function: serine-type endopeptidase inhibitor activity. The transcript is spliced from 6 exons. The record is from RefSeq and is a predicted model, not a curated record. NCBI's taxonomy places the organism in Eukaryota, Metazoa, Arthropoda, Insecta, Hymenoptera, Braconidae.